GCGCGGAGGCUGAGGUGAGCGUCGGGCGCCGGUGCAGAGCUACUGGAGCGCCCGGAGGCUCCGGGUGGUGGUGGCGGCGCAGACGAAGAAGGCGGCCCCGGCCCCGGCCCGUCCCGCGCCCCCACGGCCCCGCGGCCCCAAGCGCCCCCGGCCCCGGGCCCGUCCGCCGCCGCCAUGGCCCGGCCGCUGUUGCCCAGCUCGCAGAAGGGGCUGCUUCUGGAGCUCAAGGGGCUGCAGGAGGAGCCGGUGGAGGGCUUCCGGGUGACCCUGGUGGACGAGGGCGACCUGUACAAUUGGGAGGUGGCCAUCUUCGGGCCCCCCAAAACCUACUACGAGGGCGUCUGCUUCAAGGCGCGCCUCAAGUUCCCCAUUGACUACCCCUACUCUCCGCCGGCCUUUCGCUUCCUGACCAAAAUGUGGCACCCCAACAUCUACGAGACUGGGGACGUGUGCAUCUCCAUCCUCCACACCCCCGUCGAUGACCCCCAGAGCGGGGAGCUGCCCUCGGAGCGGUGGAAGCCCACGCAGAACGUCAGGACCAUCCUCCUGAGCGUCAUCUCCCUCCUCAAAAAAAAAAAAAAAAAAAAACAAGAGGGGAAAAGGCACUUCCAUGCCACUCUCUUGGUUCGGGAAGUGUCAGAGAAACCCCUGUGA
Messenger RNA from Balaenoptera musculus (blue whale), 654 nucleotides. RefSeq names its product ubiquitin-conjugating enzyme E2 R1-like. The transcript has a single exon. The coding region runs from base 175 to 654 and encodes 159 amino acids. Gene Ontology annotation, molecular function: ubiquitin conjugating enzyme activity. Lineage: Eukaryota; Metazoa; Chordata; Mammalia; Artiodactyla; Balaenopteridae. The record is from RefSeq and is a predicted model, not a curated record. Gene Ontology annotation, biological process: protein polyubiquitination; ubiquitin-dependent protein catabolic process.